Messenger RNA from Mus musculus (house mouse), 4498 nucleotides. RefSeq names its product retinol dehydrogenase 13 (all-trans and 9-cis) (gene Rdh13). The coding region runs from base 1663 to 2607 and encodes 314 amino acids. Gene Ontology annotation, biological process: retinol metabolic process; retinal metabolic process. The record is from RefSeq and is a predicted model, not a curated record. The transcript is spliced from 9 exons. Gene Ontology annotation, molecular function: all-trans-retinol dehydrogenase (NADP+) activity. NCBI's taxonomy places the organism in Eukaryota, Metazoa, Chordata, Mammalia, Rodentia, Muridae. Gene Ontology annotation, cellular component: mitochondrial inner membrane; mitochondrion.
GGCGGGGUCUCCGCUGCUGGAGAGGCGCCGCGUCGCAGCUCCUCCUGCGUCGCCCUGAGUUAAGAAAAAGGGGAGACCGAGGCUGGGGCAACCGAUGGGAUCAGGAAGGGGGGGGGGCGGUCAAACGAAGGCUGGGCAUUUCAUAAUGAGAAACUGGAUACGAAGAUGGAGAAACCAAAGACCAAGACAGGCUAAAGUAGAAGACUGGAGCGGAGCGGUCACCUUGUCUGGGAGGUACAGACACUAACACUUUAGUAUGUUUUAAAUAUAUUAUUCUUUCCUUUUGGUGUAUAAGUGUGUGGACACAUACAUGCCGUGGUGGAAGGUCAGAGGACAACUUUUGGGAGUUGAUUUUAUCUUUCCACCAUGUUCUAGGAAUCAAACACAAGUUGCAAAGCUUGUAUGACAAGUGUCUCUACCCCAUGCACCAUCUCACUGUUGUUUUAAAGCCAGUAUCCUUCUUUUCCUUCAAAUCCAAUGGUCCAGGUCUCAGUUUCCUCCCUCAGAUCCAAAGCCCACACCCCAGACUUCCACUCUUAAACACAAGAGUCCAAAUCCUACCCUUCUCCCUCAGACUCAGGAAUCUAUACUUCACCCUCCUCCCUCAGACCCAGGGGUCCAGGUCCCAGCCUUCUUCCCUCCUUCACAAGGCCUACACAGAAAGUGCUACCAUUAACUAUUAUUUAGAGGAGAAAAACCAUGGUUCAUUCUACAGGGUCUCGAUGUCUGGAAAUGGAAAUGCUUGGUACCAAACUAUCUAUCUAUCUACUUUAUUUAUUUUCUUCCUCCCAGAUAGUAUUCUUCUGCAUGGAUCUGGCUUCCUAGAACUCCCUCUGUAGAACAGGCUGGCCACAAACUUAUGGGUUUGCCUGCUCCUGUCUCCGUAAUGCUGGGAUUAAACGCGAGCACCACUACCACCCAGCUACUAUUUUUUUUAUUUCUUCCUUCUUUCCUUCCUUCUUUCCUUCCUUCCUUCCUUCCUUCCUUCCUUCCUUCCUUCCUUCCUCCCUCCCUCCCUCCCUCCCUCCCUCCCUCCCCCCCUCUUUCUCUCUCUCUCUCUCUCUCUCUCUCUUUUUCUUCCCGAACUUCAGGACGCCCUUGGAUUGGUUGAGUGUGAUGACAUUUGAUCUGGUAGCUGACACGCCUGUCAACCUCGGCCGCAUUCCAUCUCCAGAAACUACGUUUCCCAGCAUUAAGUGCGCCAUGGGCCUACUUCCUAAAGCCCCGCCUCCACAUCUGGUCACUCCCCAUAGCCGGGUUCUGGUGGCUGUGUGAUUCCACGUUCACGCUACUCGAGCGCACGUGGGUUCCUGGGCAGCGCGUUCGUCCGCGGAGUGGCCUGGAGUGCAGACCCACGGACACCCUUUUCCCCAGCCUGGGAUGAGCCGCUUUCUGCUGCCGGUGUCCGUAGUGGGCACGGUGAUCGGCGGCACCGUGCUGCUCAACCUGUUUGCCUCCCCUUCCUUCCUUUCUUCCCUUUCCUCUCCUCCCCCGUCCUUCUUUCCUUCCUUGCGUUUUUCAGACUGGGUCUCACCAUGAAGCCUUGGCUGGCCUGGAACUCGUUAUAUUGACCAGGCUGAUUUUGAAUUCACGAGAGAUCUGCCUCUGCCUCCUGAGUGCUGGGACCAAGGACAUGCGUGUCUGUCACCGCUAACAGCUUACAUGAGGGACUAUGUCGCUGGUGGGGCUUGUCCCAGCAAGGCCACCAUACCUGGGAAGACUGUUAUCGUGACAGGAGCCAACACAGGCAUCGGGAAACAAACUGCUUUGGAGCUGGCUAAAAGAGGAGGCAACGUCAUUCUGGCCUGUCGUGACAUGGAGAAGUGCGAGGUGGCUGCAAAGGACAUUCGAGGAGAGACCUUGAAUCCCCGCGUACGUGCUGAACGCCUAGACUUGGCUUCCCUCAAGUCCAUCCGAGAGUUUGCAAGGAAGGUCAUUAAAGAGGAGGAGCGAGUAGACAUUCUGGUCAACAACGCAGCCGUGAUGCGGUGCCCACACUGGACCACUGAGGAUGGCUUUGAGAUGCAGUUUGGUGUCAACUACUUGGGGCAUUUUCUAUUGACAAAUUUGCUGUUGGACAAGCUGAAGGCCUCGGCCCCAUCACGCAUCAUCAAUCUCUCGUCCCUGGCUCACGUUGCUGGGCACAUAGACUUCGAGGACUUGAACUGGCAGAUGAAAAAGUAUGACACCAAGGCAGCCUACUGCCAGAGCAAGUUGGCUGUUGUCCUCUUCACCAAGGAGCUGAGCCACCGGCUGCAAGGCUCUGGUGUGACGGUCAAUGCACUGCACCCUGGUGUGGCCAGGACAGAGCUGGGGCGACAUACGGGCAUGCACAACUCUGCCUUCUCUGGCUUCAUGCUUGGGCCCUUCUUCUGGCUGCUGUUCAAGAGUCCCCAGCUGGCGGCCCAGCCCAGCACAUAUCUGGCCGUGGCAGAAGAACUGGAGAAUGUUUCGGGGAAGUACUUUGAUGGACUCAGAGAGAAGGCUCCAUCUCCUGAGGCUGAAGAUGAGGAAGUAGCCCGCAGACUUUGGACGGAAAGUGCCCGUUUGGUGGGCUUGGCCAUGGCUCAUGGAUCCCCUGGGAGAGGACAUGCCAUUCCCAGAUAACCUUCAGAGACCCAGAUGGAGCUGUGUUACCAAGACUGCUGCUGGCCAUGCUCUCAUCAUCCUCUAGGGGCAGUAUUGGUACUAUUAGAAUCUCAAGACUGUGGAUGUUGGCUGCCAUGUCCUCAUCAUCCUUUAGGGACAGUGUUGCACUGUUAGAACUCAAGUCUGUGGAUGCUGGCUGCUAUGCCCUCAUCAUCCUCUAGGUGGCAAUGUUAGUUCUAGCAUUUAUCGUUAGCUGGCUACAUUGAGUUGGACCACAGGUAGGCACUGGCUCAGGGGAUGGCAGGUCCAUGUACUCUGUUGGUUACUGGGGAGAUGGUCCAUCAGGUGCCUCCUUUAGGAAUCUAAAAGGGGAGGCUGAUAGGGGAGACAGUCACUCUGGUUAUGGGCAGUGUCCAAAGACAGUGGACACCAAAGCUGCUGUGGUGGACUGAUUGGUCUACUGUUAAAGAGCAGGCAUAGCUAUAGAUUUUUGUGGGCCCUUAUAUACUCCUGCCUCCUCUCUGACUUGGCUGUUGUUCUAGUUUGCUUUCUGUUGCUGUGAUAAACACCAUGACCAAAAUCAACCUGGGGAGAAAAAGGGCUUAUUUAACUCACAGGUUAUAGUUUAUCAUGGAAGAGGCAAGCCAGGGCAGGAACUCAGGACAGUAACUUGAAGCAGAUACCAAUGGAGGUGUGCUCACAGGCAUAUGUCAGGUACCUUGCUUUUAUUUUUAUUAUUAUUAUUAUUAUCUUUUUUUUUUUUUUUUUUUUUUUUACAGAGAGGGUCUCACUUUGUAACCCUGGCCUUCCUGGAACUUGCUAUGUAGACUAGGCUGGCCUUGAACUCACAGAGAUCUGCCAUGCCUGGAAUUAAAGGCAUGUAUUACUAUGCCUGUCCCAGGUACCUGUGCAGGCCUACCUGUCCAAGGAUGGCACCAUCCACAGUGGGCGUCUACCUCCUACAUCAGCUAGCAAUCAAGAAAAUGCUCCACAGACAAUCCCUCAGGACAGUCUGGUCUAAGCAGCUCUUCACAUGAGGGUCUCUCUCUGUCUUUUACGAAUGUCAGGUUGACAACCAAAUGAACCAGACAGCUCUUGAUUGCAAACUGCAAAGGGUCACUGCUCCCUUAAGGAUGGUGUGGGUCUGAAGCUCUCGCCAGACUCAGAAAGGGCAGCCGUGGACACCUUGUGUGCUGGACAGUGGCUGUGAUCCAGUGGAAACCCUGGCAGACCCUGUCUUGGUUAGCCCCGAAGUGCUCAGGACAGAGUGGGAUGAAAAGCUGCUAGCUGCUGCCACAGAAAACCAGCGUGACCUAGGAUCAGGAUCUCUCCAAUUCCUGUGUAAUUUUAACUGUAGACUCUUAAGCUUGUUGUUUGAUUACAGUAACAUGUUAGGGGUAGUGGCACAUAUCGGUAACUCCAGCACUUAAGAGGGAGAGGCAGGAGGAUCAAGAGUUCAAGGCCAUCCUCUGCCAGCUUGGGCUAUACAAGAUCCUGUUAAAGCAAAGCAAAACAGUGAAAUCUCUAAACAGCUGAUUCAUAGAUUUAAAAUAAAAAUGUUUAUUUAGAGUGUGAGUGUAUAUGUACAUGUAUGUGCACAUGCCCUUGUAUGUGCAUUCAUGAUGGAGGUCAGAGGACAACCUGUGGGAAUCUGGUCCCUCCUUGUGAGUUCCUGAGGAUCCAACUCAGUUAGGCUUGGUAGCGAGGGCCUUCACCUCUGACCCAUAGUGGCAGCUCUGAGUCAUAGGUUUUAGUUUAUCCUUCUAUAUGGACUAUGUGGUUCAGGCUAAACUUGAACUCCCAGUCUCCUUGUCUUGAGCCUCUGGGGUCCAGAGAUUACAGGUCGGCCACACCCUGUGUUUACAAUCAAUGUUAACAUUCAAAUAAAUGGAAAUAAGCAUUUCUGUCA